AUGAUGAUUUGCAAUGAAACUGCACAAGAACCACAAUAUUUGGCACAAGAUUAUGGUCAUAAGUAUAUAGAAAAUACAUAUAGAAGAGAUUCUCCUAAAAGAGAUUCUCCUGAAGUGCCUACAGGUUCUUAUCAAGAUUCAAUAGAGCUGAUUGUGAAAGGAUUGAAGAUGGAACUACCGAGAAUCCUAACCAUCUUCACAAUGAUUGAUUUAUCAAGCAACCAAUUUCAAGGAGAGAUCCCAAAUGCACUUGGAAGGCUUAAAUUUCUCCGAUUGCUCAACCUUUCCCAUAACAGCCUAACCGGCCAUAUCCCAUCAACGUUGGGAAAUUUAUUAGCACUUGAAGCAUUGGAUUUCUCUUCAAAUAAUCUCAAUGGUGAAAUUCCUAUGCAAUUGACACUUCUAACAUUUUUGGCCAUGUUAAACCUUUCACAAAACCACCUUAUUGGACCCAUACCUCAAGGCAAACAAUUCAAUACAUUUGGUAACGAAUCAUAUGAGGGGAACUCAGGAUUGUGUGGAUCUCCAUUGUCAAUUAAAUGUAGCACUAAUGAGCCACCACCAACAAUAUUCCUAGAAGACAAUGAUUCAAUGUUUGCAAAAGGAUUUGGUUGGAAGGCCGUGUUGAUUGGCUAUGGAUGUGGAUUUGUGUUUGGAUUAGUUGUGGGAUAUGAUGUUUUUAAAACAAGAAAACCCCAACGGAUUGUAAGGUUGAUUGAAGGAGAACGAAGUGGAAAGGACAGUCAUAUACGUGCCUCUGAUCUCAUCCAGAAUAAUGAUGAGGUCUUUGAUUUUGCUCUCUCAACUCUUCUUCUACCUCUUGCUGCUCUUGUAUUCUCAACUUACUUCAUCCUCUUCUUCUGCACCAUUGUGCUCCCAAGACCAAAGCUUUGCAUUGCUCCAAUUCAAGCAAUUAUUUUCUUUUUCCAAUGA
Molecule: messenger RNA, 933 nt
Organism: Quercus lobata
Lineage: Eukaryota; Viridiplantae; Streptophyta; Magnoliopsida; Fagales; Fagaceae
Product: putative receptor like protein 25
Exons: 2
Coding region: 1-933 (310 amino acids)
Molecular function (GO): protein binding
Source: RefSeq, a predicted model, not a curated record